Linum trigynum is the source of this 1960-nucleotide messenger RNA. The record is from the annotation of a GenBank genome assembly. NCBI's taxonomy places the organism in Eukaryota, Viridiplantae, Streptophyta, Magnoliopsida, Malpighiales, Linaceae.
CCAUCGAAGGAUUUAGCGGCUCGGGUCAGCGAGAGGCAAGUCUUUCUGCGAGUCUUCCUUGAGAAAAUUCACUGCUUUCUUGCAUCAUUUUAUUCGAUUUGGAGGUUAAAGCACUUGUCUUUACUGUGGCUCUGUUUGUAUGGAGUCCCUGUCUCCAGUUCCUUCCUUCUGGAGGGGCUGUUUGAAGUUCAAACAGAAUUGUGUUCGACAUUCAUUCAUUCAUUCCUUCUGUUUUGUUUAUUUCUUCUUCCUUGUAGUAAAGGAAACUGAUGCCUUCUCUUGUUUGCCUAAGAUUCUGUGUCUCUUACCCGUUGAUUUAAUUUGUAGGUGGAAAUCGGAGCGAUCCUUGUUGAAAGUUUCUAGCUUUUCAUAUCAUCUGCGUGAUGUACAGAUUUGAUCCACCCAACAACGUUUGUAGCUCGGAGAAGGUUAAAGAGGAAGCUAUUUCCAUGGAUCAUAUAAGCACAUUGCCCCAUGCGCUUCUUGUGGAGAUUUUGUCCCGCCUGACCUUAAAAGAAGCAGCUAGGACAUCAAUCCUCUCCGUGACUUGGGUUGAUUUGUGGAAAUUUGUUCCAAACUUGGACUUCGACGUUCCAAAGAUGAGGCAGUGCAUCUGGGAAAAUUAUUGGAAUUCAGGGGAUAUGGAGCCCGUGCUUUUCGAAAGGUGGAGGUACAUUGAAUGGGUUAAUAGGGUCUUGACACACUACCAGGGUCGGAAAGUGAACAACUUUCACGCCUGUUUCAACAUUCAUAAUGAAUCCAAUGCCAAUGGUGACAUCGAUAGGUGGUUGGACUUUGCAAUCUCAAAAAGAGUUCAGAAGCUCAAGCUGGACUUUGACCGGUAUGGUGAUACCAGUUGGGAUGCUUCAGGGUGCUAUAUUUUCUCGGAACGCUGUUUCAAACAUAUGAAAACCCCUGAGGGUUUAUCGGAUAUUCGGUACCUUCAGUCCUUGUGUUUGGCUUUCGUUGAUGUGAGCGAUGAGAUCCUUGAGCAUUUCCUUUGCAAUUGUCCUCUACUGGAGAAGUUAGCCGUCCAACAUUCCCAUGGUUUAGUAAGGUUUGAAGUUGCUGCUGGCUUGUCGUCACCACUGCCGUUGAAGCACUUGGAAGUAGUCCAUUGUAAGAAUCUAAAGGAGAUUGAAAUCGAUGCGCCUAAUCUCACCUACUUCAAGUUGGAUGGUCGGUUUCCAGAUGGCAUUGAUCUUCGAAUGGAAAAUAUAUCGUCGCUUACCGGAUUGGACUUGUACAACAUGAUUGAUCCAGGUCCUGUUUUCCUUCCUCGAGCAAAGUUUGCACGGCUGGAGACCCUCACUUUUAUGUUUGACGCGCGUAAAGCCAAGUUUCCCAGGUCGAUUGAGGAGUUGACGUCCCUUAAGCAGCUGACUGUUUAUGUGCUCGGUUCUGAUAGGAACGAGAUUCGUGGUCUGCUCCCCGUGAUAAAUGCUUGUCCUUCAUUGUACCAACUGUCGGUUCGGAUGGACACCGACGAAGAAAAGGAUAGCUCCUGCCGCAUUUGGGGUGGGAGUGAGAUGGAGGAGAUGCACAGGGAGAGCAUCAAAGUGGUGGAGGUUAGUGGGUUUGCUGGUAGCGCAGCUACCUAUACAGGGCGUUGGUUCCUGGACUAUGCGCUGCGGAACUUUGUGACGCUUGAGAAAUUGAUUCUCGAUAGUCGCACAUGCACUAGUACUGGACGCAUAUUUAACGCCCCGAGAGUGCAAGCUGAAGUUGCAGUCGCGUGCAUUCAGAUGUUGAAAUCUAGACUGCCCUCAACCGUUGAGCUUGUUAUCCCCGUUAGUUAAUUUACUGCUAUUCCAUGGCUUGGUUUUGGUUUGUGUUUUACAUGUUCAUGAGUGAGUUAACUUAUCCUAUACAGCUGGCCCUGUACUUCAGUUUAGACAAGCUGUGAUUUGUAACAUUUAUAGGACUGAAUCAGGUCAUAGAAUGAAGGGGGUUGUUUGGA